AUGUGUCCUUACAACGAAAUAAGCUUGACAAUGAUAAUGCUAUUAAUGGAGCAACUAGCUUCUAGGGAUGCCAUCGCUCAAGGAGGUGCGCACGGAGGUUGUGCUGACGACAAUACAAACCGAGAACCGCCGCUGGUGAAGCGAGGACUCGAUGCCCCCGAUCUUCCUACACUUGCAUAUCAGUCGUCCCAUCCCAUCAUAGGAAAGGGACUUGGCGAAGGGAAGCAAACAGAUAAUAUUCCUCAUUUCAGAUCAGGCUUCUCGCCAGCAUGGGACGAUUGGACUGUUGUUUGCUUCCUCGUGCAUAUUGAAGCGAUCUGGAUGAGGAUCUUCAGAUCCCAGCGGUUUUGGUUCAUGUACGGGACUUUGUACAUAUGUCCCGCGUCUAGCUAUCAGCAACCGCGAGAUCACUACGAGUACUGCCAGGCUAUCAGAGGUAGCAACCAGGUUAUCGGUACUGUUGGCCAUAAAGCAACACAAGAAGCUUCAAUAGACAAUCAAACCACUUCGUGUUCUGAUUCACGAGGUGUGCAGCUGUGUGGUUCCGGACACCAGGCGCUCAAUAAGGAAAUAUGUCUGUCAAGAGUCGCCUUCAUAACGAUGGAAAGGGAAACGAUUUUCUCCAUCCCGACCGGAAAAACGACCAGGGGCUCUCGUAAAGCAAACGAAGCCGCGCUCCUCCUUUCCUCGCCAUUAUUAUUGCGCCUCCUUGCUAGCUGCUCGAACUUUGUACUCGAGAAGAAAGAAAUCGCCAGCCGAGCCUCCUUUCUAGUGCACUGCUCCCUGUAUCGGGCGGUGUCAUUCCCAUUGUUUAACCUGGCAGCGAUCAAACAACCGUCUGGAGCAAAUAAUUAUAAAAAGAAAGGUGAAAAAGAUGGAGGAAAACCCCUCCCCCCACCAGAAACGCCUGUCAAAGAAAAUCGACUCUGGUCAAGUCGUCCCUCCUGGCCCAGCAGAUCCAGUCUCACGGGCCGAUCGGUGUAUUAUGGGGAUAGAGAGCACUUCCAGCCCACAUUGCUUGCUGAGGUCUAA
Paecilomyces variotii is the source of this 1032-nucleotide messenger RNA. RefSeq lists its product as hypothetical. The record is from RefSeq and is a predicted model, not a curated record. NCBI's taxonomy places the organism in Eukaryota, Fungi, Ascomycota, Eurotiomycetes, Eurotiales, Thermoascaceae. The transcript has 3 exons. The coding region runs from base 1 to 1032 and encodes 343 amino acids.